Molecule: messenger RNA, 4563 nt
Organism: Mizuhopecten yessoensis (Yesso scallop)
Lineage: Eukaryota; Metazoa; Mollusca; Bivalvia; Pectinida; Pectinidae
Product: E3 ubiquitin-protein ligase mind-bomb-like
Exons: 19
Coding region: 97-3144 (1015 amino acids)
Biological process (GO): protein ubiquitination
Cellular component (GO): cytoplasm
Molecular function (GO): NAD+ poly-ADP-ribosyltransferase activity; zinc ion binding; protein binding
Source: RefSeq, a predicted model, not a curated record
UUAUAUUUAUAAUUCCUAGAACUCCAAUCAUCUUCCUGGUCUUGAUAUCUAGCUCGUGGGUGGUAACACUGUGAUCGGGAUUUGUUGACGUAUACCAUGACACAGAAUCUGCUACGGCCAGGAGUGCGGGUUGUGAGAGGCCCUGACUGGCGAUAUGAGGUUAACAAAAAGCAGGAUGGUGGUGUCGGACACACAGGAACAAUUGUGUACGUCCCUAAACACAACACCACCGACAGGAAGGUGACAGUGAUUUGGGACUCAGGGCGGGAAGUGAGGUACCGUGCUGGCCAAGAUGGAAAGUACGACCUAAGGAUCUUCGACUCGGGACCAGCAGGUGUGAUUCAUGAAGACAUUAUCUGUGAUGGCGAAGGGUGUUCUUCUGAAUCAAAAGUCAAGGGUUUGCGGUGGAAGUGUGCCGUCUGUCACGACUUUGACCUCUGUACCCGUUGCUAUAUGGGUCAGGAGCAUGACCUAACACACGGAUUUGUGAGAAUUGAUGUGGUAAAUUCUCCUGCGGUGGCCGUCCCGCCCCGGUCUAAGACUAAGACUGUAGACUCCAUGGGUGUGUUCCCUGGGGCCAAGGUUGUCCGAGGGCCUCACUGGAAAUGGAAAAAUCAGGAUGGGUCUGAUGGAGAUGAGGGUGAGGUCAAGGAAGUAGUGACCUGGGAGUCCAGCAAACCUAAAGGAUAUAGAGGAGCAGUCAAGGUCUUCUGGAAAAGAACUGACUUUAUAGGCACAUAUCGUCUGGGGGGCGAUGGUUGUGUGGACAUUCUCUACAAGUCUAUGAGGUCACUGGGAUCCGGUGGACCCUACUAUCCCGACCACCUGCCAGUCGUGGACGUCGUCAACCCAGGAGUGGUCGCCUUGAGACCCUCGGACAAAGUAAGAGUGGCACUGGGCGUUGGGGCACUGAAACAACUUCAGGAACACCAAAUGUAUGGAGGCUGGGAUGACCAGAUGGUUCAGUGCACAAAAGAGUUGGGUACUAUCGUGGAAAUGCUGUUUGAGGGCAAAACUGUCAAAGUCCAGUAUGAGGAUGGGAAGGUGUGGCAUCUACAUAGGAGUGCCCUCACACGGAAACAUGCAUUUGCCAAGGACGAAGCUGUUGUGAUCCUGAGCAACCAUAACACUGUAAUGGGCCUACAGGACGGCCACGGUGGCUGGAACGAUGAAAUGAGUGAGACCCUUGGCCAAACCGGGCGCAUUGUGAAAAUAGACAAUGAUGGGGACAUGAGAAUUAAAAUCAAAGGAAAAAACUGGUUGUUCAGUCCUGUGUGUGUCAAUCUAGUGGAAGAUGUUUCCAUCGCUGAUGAGGUCCCGGCAAAUGAGGAUGAUGACUAUGAUAGCGACAGUGAUGACGAAUUUGAGCUGGGGGAUAGCAUGAAUGAUGUUUCAGAAGCUAUUGCUAAGGUAUUUGUGGAGAUGUUAAGAGCCCAGUCAGGAACCAAAACAGACACAACCUUCUCAAUCAACAUUGUGCAGGCUGCAGCCCAAGGUGCAUUGUCUGAUGUCCAGGCAGUGUUGAAAAAGGAUCCCUCACAGGUGGACACGACAGUUGAGGAUAAGACCGCCCUACAACUAGCCAGCUACGAAGGUCACAAGCAGGUCGUACAGCUUCUACUCCAACACAAGGCAAACAAAGACAAAGUGGAUAAGGAGGGCGACACUGCUCUGCACUAUGCCGCCUUUGGUAAAGAAGAAUCAACUAUGGAAGAGUUGCUAAAAGCUGGUGCAAAGAUUAAUGUGACCAACAAAAAGGGACAGACCGCCCUACAUGUGGCUGUCGGGAAAGGUAGUCCCAAGUGUACCCAACUACUAGUCAACAAAGGAGCUGAUGUCAAUGUCAAGGAUGGUGACGGCGAUACGGUCAUGCAUGACUGCAUCUUACAAAAACUUGGACAACCCAAUAUCCUGCAGGCAGUAUUAAAGACCACAAAUGGGGACUACCUGAGAGAGAACGGGAAAGGCUUCAAUGUGUUACAAUGGGCUGUUCUCAAAGACAAUAAUCCUGCGGUCCAGUUAAUUCUGGGAAAGAAUAAAAGAAUUGUGAAUUUGAAGACAAAAGACGGUUACACACCCUUACACAUAGCUGCUGUCAACAACCAUGCUGACCUCAUUAACACUCUUAUCAGGACGGGUGAGGCUGAUGUGAAUGCCAAGGACAAAGAAAAUAGGACGCCUCUACAUUUGGCUGUACUCCGUUGUCACAAAAAUGCUACUGAGAUCCUUGUGAAUGAAAAUUGUGAUGUGAAUGCUCAAGACGAUAACAGCAACACAGCACUUCAUCUGGCUCUAGGCAAUAGCUCACUGCCACAAGCGCUGGUACAACAGUUGGGAUUGGCUAAGCAGACAAGCAGUGAGGACGUUAGUGAAAUAAUCUGUUUCCUCCUGGAACAUCAGGCCAGUAUCACCCUGAAAAACUCGGACGCAAAGACGGCACUUGACCUCACAAGCGAUCCCAUGAUUCGAAAGUUCAUGGAAAGAUUCCAAGAAAAAAAAUCAGAUUCCAAAAGGCAGUCAAAGAAGGGGACACGUUUCCCAGCACAUUGGGAGUCUAUGACGACUGAACACAUGCGUAUCAUCUUGAAGAGUAAUGGGGGAGGAAUAAUCAAGAUGGAGUAUGAAAAUGUGGUAAAGAAAUUUGCUCGUUCACUACCACAAGCUCGUGUACUCAAAGUGGAACGAGUACAGAGCAAGUUCCUUUGGGAAGUCUACUACAUGACAAAGCGUAAAUUGGAGCGACAGUAUGGUGGAUUUGGCACUGCCAAUGAGCGUGAACUAUUUCACGGUACAAUACCUGAUGUUAUAGAUGUCAUCUGCAAACAAAACUUUGACAUGCGCCUGGCUGGGGGUCGUAUUGGAACUCUCCUUGGCAAGGGAACCUAUUUUGCAGCAGAAGCCAAAACAUCAGAUGGCUAUGCUUCACCGGACGGAAAUCGUCACAAAUUUAUGUUUUUGGCUAAAGUCCUGGUGGGAAAAUCUUGCGUGGGCAACAGCGAUUAUUCUCGGCCUCCUUCCCAGGACCCAAGUGAUCCUCAGGCAGUACUGCAUGAUAGCUGCGUGGACAACACCAGAGAUCCCCGCAUCUAUUGUGUGUUUGAUAACAACCAGUACUACCCAGAAUAUCUCAUCGAGUAUGUCUAGCUUAUAUGUACAAUGUAUGACACAACAAGGUUUACAGCAUUUCUUUGUCUUAAAUUAUGUCCCAAUACAUGAUUAUUGUAAAUAAAAUGUCAGUGAAUUUUUAUGAAAGUUGGAUAUCAAUGGAACAACUUUGAAAUAGAUUUUCAUUCAUCUGUGCCAAAUUAACCUAUCAACUUGAUUACAAUGAAACCUCUCGUGGUCCUUGAGGAACAUGAGAAGAGAUGCAACAACAAGAUGGCUUCCACCAUGGCCUCUGAUUGGCUGAUCAGGUGCUUUAUGAUUAAGGUAUAAUGGGUAAACAUUGUUCUUUCUUUGUGAAAAUGAUACAUAGGGGUUAUAUACUUUACAUGAGAUAACUAACUUAUUGAAAUUGCUGUGGGAAUUUGUCUGAACCUCUGGGAACUGUCCAGGGAGUUAUUGUAUAGGGAUGUCUUAGUUUUCAAACUACACUAAGAAGAUAUUGAAAUUGCUGUGGGAAUUUGACUGAACCUCUGGGAACUGCCCAGGGAGUUAUUGUAUAGGGAUGUCUUAGUAUUCAAACUAACACACAGCUGUUUAGCGACUAAUUAGUCCCUGGACAGCAAAGUCACAACCAAAGUUGAUAUAGUCAAUUAAACAGAUUAGUUUUAUAUAGAAUGAAUAUACAUGCUUCUUUGCACAAUGCUUACAAUUUAAUAUAUACCGUAAACAGAGAAAUUUUCCUUAGAUUAAUUUUCGCCUGGUGGCUCUCCAUAAUUUAUCUUUACAGCAAAUAUAAAUAGACAGCAUAAUAACCUUAGUAAUUAAAUGUGAAGAUACACAAAAAAAAAAUUGUGCUGAUCACCUUUUGAAGAACUGCAUGGGCCCAGGUUUUAUAUAACUCAAUGGUAACCUUUGGUAUCACUUUGUAUAGAUAAAUCAUUGAUAUGAUCCUUUAUGCUUCCAUUUUAAAAUAAACAUCAAGCAUUUAAUAUUGAUGCUAAGAAACAGGAUUCUGAUCAUGAGAGCCACUAUCAUACAUUCAGUGACAGUCAUAACUUAUACUGAUAAACUUAUAAGUGUGAAAAAAUAAUGUUCUUUGACCUGUAUAUGUCUGGUAUACAUUAUGCAUGUACAUGUACUUUAAUGUAGAACAGUAUACUUUUAUGUUUUCAACUCCCAACAGAUUGCUGGCCUUUUUACAUGUAAUUAGAAACAAAUGCACAAUUUUAUGUAUUUAUAUAUGUUUGCCUUUUAAAUAUGUCUCCUAAAUAAGGGCUGCUGUUGUAUAGUAUAUAUACUAAUACAGGUUAAAUGUACACUGUUUGGAGUUCUGAGCUAUAUAUCUGAGUGCUUGCCGUUAUACCUAUAUAUAUCAUUGUAAAUGACAUUGUGAAAAGUUUGUAUCAAUUUGAUUAUAGUUAAUUUUAAAUUUUUGAAAUAAACUAUUUUCAUAAUUUU